UAUUGAAUUGGAUUGACAUGACGUUGAAACUUCUCGGAUAUACAUAGUCAUAUAUUUUAAACCAAUGAAUAAAUUUGCUUGCCAUUUAAAAAACUUGGACAAACAAUUGCACGUGGGCUUUGAUUCAAUACAGUUAAAUCGAGCAGGUAUUAAUCGAAGGAGGUCGUAGGAAUGAUAUGGAGGCACAAAUAUACAAGAUAUUCUACACUUUGAUUUUGUGUUAUUUGAUUAAGGACUAGAUAUUAAAAAAGGAAAAUACUUAUGAUGAUUUGUUAGCACAAAAUGUACUUUAAUAUUUCAUUAUUCUAAAAAUGACUCAUGUCACUAAGGUUCUACUCAAUAAUAUUUAUAUCAACAAACGCAACCUCAAUUUGCAGCAAGCAGAACAAAUAGGCAAAAAGUCUAGAUUUAUUUUGGGGGAUACAUUGGGCCAAGAUUUUACCGACAUAUGUGUGUACUUUCUUGGCAAUGAAGAAUUGAAAAGCUUAAAAGAUACGUUUCGUUUCGAAAAAAAGAAUGGUUUUAGUUCAAUUAUUCCAUUGAAAACAUACAGAAAUAUUUUAAAGAACAAGACUGUUGAAACAAUACAAUCUAGACUUGACAUAACCGUAACAUCUUUGAAUGCCGUUCAAGAGAACACAUUUCUAAAACAAUUUGGAGACGGCUUAAUUGUAAUCAGAGAACAGGGUAGUAACGUUGAGCAUGUUGUAAGAUCUGUUUCAAGAGUCGUAAAAAAUCAAACACUGUUUAAUGUGUGUACCUCUAAAGAUGUUUUGGAAACGUUUUUCGCUGUGUUAUUAAGGAUUUACCUAAACCGUGACAAAGAAGCAAUAAAUCGUUUAAAAGAAUUGUUCGAAUGUCGACAAAAGAGUCAACAGCUUCGUCCGUUUGAAAGACUGUCUGAAGGUGACAAAAGUGUUCCAGUGGAGGAUCACACCACGGAACAAAAUCACACACAGACGCUAUCGUCGAAAAGAAAACGCACUGUGAAGGGUAAAUAUGGGAAUGCUGAACACGAAAUGUCUAUGACAAGAUCAGGCAAAAGGUUUAAGCAUUCUUACGAAGACGAUAUAAGGCAAAAUGAACGCGAUCUUAUAAGGGACACAUUGCAUGAAGCGAGUGCGUUAUAUAGAAGAAGUCAAAUUCCAGACGAGGAAAAUCCUUUUCCGAAAAGGGAAUUACCUUCAUUAACAUGCGAGCUGACAAAGGCGAUUUAUGCAGUGGAUCAGUGCAUUUAUGGUUGUGGGUUUCGAAACUACACAUUGGAAGUAUUCGUAAGAUGCAACCCAUCCGAUAUGCAGAGAAUAUCACUGCGACAUAGUUUAAGAAAGGUAGCGGAACGAUUUCAUAUUGAUGAAAUUGAUGUUAAGUUUGGAAACUUUAAGGAAAUCAAGAUGUCAUCGUGUCAGGUCGGCAGUAAAAUCAAAUCCAUACAAGAGAGCGAUAGAAAUGUGUCAACAAAUGAAUUAAGUGAGCGUGUGAUUUAUACAAGGCGACAAAUACAUAAAAUGGCUGUUAAAUUUGCCACUCUCGGCGGAUUUGCAAAGGAUGAAAACCAGAAGCUGUACAUUCUACUCUCAAGACAUUUCGCUGAUCCCGAUUUCACGCAAUCCAUCUACUUUAUCGACAACAAGAAUAGACAAUAUAUUCUUGCGAAUUUACUUAAGGAACACAGUGCCCGAGGAAAAUACGACAUUUCCGUUGCCACCGUAUUGCCAGAUAAUGUCCAAAAUACAAGGUUUCGAAACAUGAACGGAGUGCAAUUGGAAAGCAUUCUCGAAAGUUUCGAUUCGCAAACAGAUGCUAACGAAAUGCCCGUUUUCUUCUGGAGUUGGAAUUCGAAACCCAGGAGGGGGAAAAUAGUUAUUCAAGAAUUUAAUGAAAGAUCAUCAGAUGCAAAACUUGUUUUGUUAAAAGAUGUCAUGGAAUAUAAUGCCGAACACAAUGAUAUCAUUCCAGUAAGAAUGGUCGAAAAAGGUAAUAGCGGAGCAAUAAUCUGCUCAGAUGAUCCUAAUUAUCAACGUGUACGGGUGUGGACAAUGCUUAUGGGAGUGCUGAACCCCAAAGAAAUUGACAACCCAGAAACAGGCUGGAAGAAACAAGGAAUAUAUCGGUCGUUACCGAUUUGUGAAGCAGGUAGUCGGGCAGGGCAGAUAGACUCAAUAAAUUACUUGGAUUUUAUUUAAACCUUGGAUAUAAAAGCAAAACUUUGAAGAUUACUUGCCUUCUAGUUUUUGAAGAUGAGUGGAGUUUUUUGCUGUUCUUCCAUGUUUCUUGUUUGUGAAUUGUUUUGUUCUAUGUCUUUGUUGUUUACCCAGUGCCAUUAAACCGGGUUUAUGUUUAAACUUUUGGCUACUGAGCUUCUUUCUGUAGUUUUUCACAUAAGUAUUCAAAAAUCAAUAUGACUCUUAAAGCUGCACUCUCACAGAUUGAAUGUUUUGACAACUUUUUUUUUAUAUUUUGUCUUGGAACAAGCCAAUAUUUGCGAAAAUCCAUUGAAACCAGUUAAAUAAGACUACUGACAUAAAAUUAGAUCGCAGCUAUUUAUAUUUAAGUUCAAAAACUGAUGUUUUAUGCAUAUUUCUUAAACCGUUAGUAACGGUUAUAUCCAUAAAAUAUCAAUUUUCGAACGGAAAUAUUAAAAUCUGCGAUAUGAAAUCUUUUAUCAUUGGUUUGCUGAUAUUUACGCAACAAAAUGCUCUUUUCAUGACAAAAAAAAUGUUGUAAAAAUGUGAGAGUGCAGCUUUAAUUAACCGGCGUUUCUAUCAUUGGUAAUAACCUGCUAAUGAGUUUAACAAAAUCACAACAACAGAAAGUCUGACACUGUUUAGAACAAGUACACUAAUUGUCAUAUUUACAUAUUAUUUUUUGUAAAUCUAUGUGUCUUUCAUUGAUAUUAGAACGAUCCAUUGCUUUUUUGGAGAAUUUGUGUGCUAUGACUAAUUCGUGAAUUGUGUACGAUUGUGUAUUUUAGUCACUUAGUGAUGAUACAGAUUCAUUUUGAAACUUCCUCAGUUCAUUUAAUGUUCACAUGUAUGAUGAAUUAUACUUGAAUUAAAGCUAUUUUUCUUCGUUUUGAUUGCCUUGCUAUUAUUUCUUUUAUUUUACUAUCCUAAGGUAAUCUCAAUACUGAUUAUACUCUAAAACCGUGAAUACUUAUGCAAACUGGAAGUACAGCUACUAUAAACUCAAUUGUCUUGAAUCAUUCUUUUUGAUGUUUUAAAGAAAAGAAAAAAAAAACACUUCUUGAUUAUAUGUAGUAAUAUGUCUGUAUGCAACAAAUCUGAUGUAUCAUAAAUAUGUCGCUUUUUUGGCAGGGAUAAGCAUUAUUAAAACAUAUGCACUGCAGAUGUGUGGCAGUGGUGGGGAUAUUUAUUUAGCUUAUUGUGAAGUGAUUUACAGAUUCAUAAACUUUAAAAAGGGGUUGGCAUAAACUCAGGCAUUAUUUAUUGUCGGUUCUUGAUACAAGUGUUAUGAAAUAUCAAGGGUUUAGUCUAUUGGGGGUUAUUUUUUGUCAUAUCUUACUAUUCUCUG
Mya arenaria is the source of this 3534-nucleotide messenger RNA. RefSeq lists its product as uncharacterized. The transcript has 4 exons. The coding region runs from base 312 to 2186 and encodes 624 amino acids. Lineage: Eukaryota; Metazoa; Mollusca; Bivalvia; Myida; Myidae. The record is from RefSeq and is a predicted model, not a curated record.